Pseudomyrmex gracilis is the source of this 4350-nucleotide messenger RNA. It is a transcript of the gene Ndae1, whose product is annotated as sodium bicarbonate cotransporter 3. NCBI's taxonomy places the organism in Eukaryota, Metazoa, Arthropoda, Insecta, Hymenoptera, Formicidae. Gene Ontology annotation, biological process: bicarbonate transport; monoatomic anion transport; transmembrane transport. Gene Ontology annotation, cellular component: plasma membrane. The coding region runs from base 397 to 4143 and encodes 1248 amino acids. The record is from RefSeq and is a predicted model, not a curated record. The transcript is spliced from 24 exons. Gene Ontology annotation, molecular function: solute:inorganic anion antiporter activity; monoatomic anion transmembrane transporter activity; sodium:bicarbonate symporter activity.
UCCUUCGUCCUCGCCCUGCGGGAGGAUGCGACCCGCCUGUCGACUAGAACAGAAGAAUUUCUAGGUCUCGUGCGCGACGUGCCUUACUCGCUUCUGCUUCCUUCAUGUACUUUUAUUUCAACUUCGUUCCGGUGAUAUACAUCCGAGAGGAAUAUACGAAUAUAUAAAGUAUGAAAUCUUGGAAACGUCGCGCACAAGAGAAUUGUGAAAAGGUCUUCUAACAGAAAAACAUCGAAACUUCCGUUGCUGUGAUCAAAGUCCAGCUGUUGAUUUUAUCUGUGUACAAGAUGUGACUUCCUGUAGUUAUGCGGAUUGUUUGAUAGCACGUGAACAAAUCAAGGAGGAACAAAAGUUACAAUCAGCAUUUGAUACCGCUAGUAAAUCAAAACACCGUGGAUGCAGCCAGGAGUCGGCAGUGGCGGGGCCCAUGCGGGCGGGACCGGUGACGAUGAAGCUCCAAAGGAUCCGGGUGCGCGGAUCACCCAUCAAUCUUAUACAGAAAAAGAUUAUGAAGGUCACAGAGCGCACACGAUGUACGUGGGCGUGCAUCUGCCAGGAGAGAGAAGACACCGCCGCCACCAUAAGCACCAUCAUUCACAACGGCAGUCGUAUCCCUGCGGUAAGGAUGAUGCCGACGACAGACCGAGACAAUUAUUGAUGGCGCGCAGGGGUCGUCUCGCUAGUAUCUGCGACCCCGCCGGCGAGAUGAUAUUCACUCCACCGGCCCAGAGAGUGCAGUUUAUCCUUGGCGAGGAAGUCGGCGACGAUGCACAUGAAUCGCAUCCGCUUUUCUCGGAAAUGGAAGAGCUCAUCAAAGAUGGUGAUGAAAUGGAAUGGAAGGAGACGGCAAGAUGGAUCAAAUUCGAGGAAGAUGUCGAGGAAGGUGGUAAUAGAUGGAGCAAACCUCAUGUUGCUACGUUAUCACUGCACUCGCUCUUCGAGUUGAGAAGUCUUCUUUUAAACGGAACCGUCAUGCUUGAUAUGGAAGCAACCAGUUUGGAACAGAUAGCCGAUCUCGUCCUCGAUAAUAUGAUCAAUAAAGGCGUAUUGUCAGUUGAGUUACGAGAGAAGGUGCGAGAUGCUCUCCUCGUCAGACAUCGGCACCAGCACGAAAGACGUAAAGACAAUAACAUGUCAAAGUUACCAAUCAUAAGAUCGCUAGCUGAAAUAGGACGCAAUCAUUCUUCCUCAAAAAAUUGCGACUGUUCAUGUGGUAUGCAUGCCUUGUUGACGUCAGAUUUGCAGGAGCGUCGCGAGCCGAAGGACGCCUACGUACUUUCUUCCGUCGCUCGCAGCAGCAGCUGCCCGAAUUCGAACACGGCUCCGCUGUCAAAAGAGGCGAAAGACCUCAAAGGGCCGUACCUUCUGGUUCCAGUGGAGGAAUCCAAUUCCACUCCGGCAAUCGCCGGCGCAACAAGUCAAGGCAGUGGAGCAGCACUGAAUGUUGGCAGCCGCUUCCUUGCGAUACCCGGCAAUCCCGGUCAAGAACCAAGCACCGGUAUAGAUCGGAGUCCCAGCAGCGUGUCUAUCAGCAGAAACCACAGCUCAUCCGCCUUAGAGAACGGAGAUAUCAAUCACAAGGGUAAUACACACUUUAUGAGGAAGAUACCACCUGGCGCCGAAGCAAGCAACAUACUCGUGGGUGAGGUCGAUUUUCUUGACAAGACCGUGUCCGCGUUUAUUCGAUUGAGUCAAGCCGGGAUAAUGGGCGACCUGACAGAAGUUCCCGUUCCGACGAGAUUCGUCUUUGUUCUACUUGGACCUAUGGGUGGUAUUUCGGGUUUCCACGAGAUUGGUCGAGCUAUGGCAACGUUAAUGUCCGACGAGGUUUUCCACGAUGUGGCUUACAAGGCAAAAAAUAGAAAUCAUCUUUUAGCCGGCAUCGACGAGUUCUUAGACGCCGUAACGGUAUUACCACCCGGCGAAUGGGAUCCGGCGAUCAGAAUAGAACCACCGGCCGCUAUACCGUCCCAGGAAGUUAGGAAGAGACCAAAAGAGGAAAAGCCUAAGGAGGAGUUCGACGAGGAAGCUGACGAACAAAAGCUACGAGAGGAAUCUGGCCUUUCGAGAACCGGAAGACUGUUCGGCGGACUGAUCAACGAUAUUAAGAGAAAAGCUCCGUUUUAUUUUUCCGAUUUUAAAGAUGCCCUGGCUCUUCAAUGCGUGGCAUCUUUUAUUUUCUUGUACUUCGCCUGCUUGUCACCUAUCAUCACCUUCGGUGGCCUCCUUAGCGAGGCAACUGGAAAGAACAUGGCCGCCAUGGAAUCGCUCGUUUCUGGUUUUGUCUGCGGUAUAGGAUACGGGUUUUUUUCCGGCCAGCCGUUGACCAUACUUGGUUCUACCGGUCCUGUUUUGGUUUUUGAGACAAUUGUCUACGAAUUUUGCAAAAAAAUCGAUUGGAAUUACAUGUCUUUUCGUUUCUGGAUCGGCACAUGGACCACUUUUAUUCUGAUAAUUCUUGUGGCUCUCGACGCGAGUGCUUGCGUCUGUUACAUUACUCGAUUUACAGAAGAGAACUUUGCCACUCUUAUUGCUUUUAUCUUUAUCUACAAGGCAAUCGAAAAUGUAUUGUCCAUUGGCAAGAAAUAUCCUUUAAACAUGUAUUCAAGCGAAACAUUGAGCUACGAUUGCUGGUGUAAGCCACCGAAUAUCAGUCUGCCAUCCAGUUACGACAACCUGAACUGGACGUCGUUGGAUAAAACAAAUUGUGAGAACUACAAUGGCACGAUGGUAGGCGACAACUGCAACGAUCCAAAUUAUGUGCCCGAUGUGUUCCUCAUGUCAAUUAUUCUAUUUAUGGGCACGUUCUUAUUGUCGAUAGAACUAAAAGAUUUUAAGAACGCUUUAUUCUUUCCGUCAAAGGUGAGACAAGUAGUGAGCGACUUUGCGGUAAUAAUCGCGAUAUUCUCUAUGAGCAUGUUAGACCACUUUGCGGGCAUUUUAACGCCAAAAUUAGAGGUGCCGACGGAAUUCAAACCAACGUUAGAAGGACGAGGAUGGAUAAUCUGGCCUUUCCAGCGGAAUCCGUGGUGGAGUGCCAUUGUGGCAUGUCUCCCGGCAUUAUUGGGUACUAUAUUGAUUUUCAUGGAUCAGCAAAUCACGGCUGUCAUUGUUAAUAGAAAAGAGAACAAGUUAAAGAAAGGAUGUGGGUAUCAUCUGGAUCUUUUCGUGCUGGCAAUUUUGAUUGAAAUAUGCUCAGUGAUGGGACUUCCGUGGUUCGUUGCGGCAACGGUUCUCUCUAUAAAUCACGUGAAUUCGUUGAAGUUGGAGUCCGAAUGCGCGGCGCCAGGAGAGAAGCCACAAUUUUUGGGCGUCCGCGAGCAGAGAGUUACUCAUAUAUUAAUCUUCUUGAUGAUCGGAUGCUCGGUGCUCUUAACACCGAUGCUGAGAAACAUACCAAUGCCAGUAUUGUUCGGUGUCUUCUUGUACAUGGGCGUAGCGUCGUUGAAAGGUCUCCAGUUCUUCGAUAGAAUUCUGAUCAUGCUGAUGCCUGUUAAGUAUCAGCCGGACUAUAUGUUUCUUCGUCAGGUGCCACUAAAGCGCGUACACAUGUUUACCGCGAUCCAGCUUACUUGCCUCAUCUGCCUGUGGCUCAUAAAAUCUUUUAGCUCUACCUCUAUUUUGUUUCCUUUAAUGCUUGUGGUAAUGAUUGGCAUACGUAAAUCCCUCGAUCUGAUAUUCACGCAACGCGAGCUGAAGAUCCUCGACGAUAUAAUGCCAGAACCGAGCAAGAAACACGCCGAUGAUCUACGUAAAUUGGAGAACGGCGAGGAUCACACUGAAACGAUGGGAUAUGGACCUCCGGGAAAUAUUCAGAUCUCUUUAGCUAAUGGAAACAUUAUGAAGAUCCCUUUGGCGAGUAUCAACAUCAGUGAGGAAGUGAACAAAACUGGUAUCUGGCAACAGGUCAACGAAGGCAACGAAAAGUCGACACAAUCGAAGUCAUUGAUCAGUGUAGGAAAACAAAAGAAGCAUCCGAAGAAGGAUAACUCGUUACUGGCCGACGAGACAACGAGACUGACAACAAUGACCGAGGAAGACGAGGACGACAGUGGAAUCUCGAUUAAGAUAGAUUUAAUACGAUCCAAGGAAAGCAUCAGUCCCUUAAAAGCAAAUGGUACCUCAGCCGAAACUUCCGUUUAACAAGAAGAUAGUAGAAAUAAACAUGUCGAUGUAAUUAUAAGUUUCUUUAAGUGAUCAUUUCAAAAUCAUUAUUUAUACUGUCUUUUUUAUAAUUUUUUUAAAUUUUUAUUUUGUCAUACAUUAUUUAAUUUCAUUGACAUUUCCAUCUUUGUUAUCAACGUAAUGUUUAUUUUUUAUCUAUUUUAUUAUUUCUUAUCUAUUGUGUCU